AUGAGGCUCCCCGCCCCCCUGGGGGCCCCCCUGGGGGCCCCCCCGGGGGCCCCUUUGGGGGCCCCUUUGGGGGCCCCCCUGGGGGCCCCCCGUCGUUUUUCAGGGUACUACACGCCGAAGGUGCUGUGGCGGCGGAACCGGCCGCCGCCGCUGCUGCUGCCGACAAGUGUGGGGCCCCCGGGGGCCCCCCCUGGGGGCAGUGGGGGCCCCCGGGCGCCGUUUACCCUUGCGAAGCAGCAGCGGCUGCUGGAGCAGCAGGCGCGGGAGGGCCUCAGCAGCAGCAGCAGCAGCAGCAGCAGCAGCAGCAGGAGGGGCCUGCUGCUGUUUGGGGGCCGGCGGGUGCAGCAGCUGGGGAAGCGGCGGGUGCAGCAGGGGGGCCGGAACUGCAGCGGGCAAAUAACAGUGCGGCACCGGGGGGGGCAGCAGCAGCAGCAGCAGCAGCUGCUGCAGGUGGACUGGCUGCGUGCGCGGCGGGGAGUGUGGGGCACGGUGCUGCGGGUGGAGCGGGGGGGCGCAGCAGCAGCAGCAGCAGCAGCAGCGCUGCUGCUGCUGCAGCAAGACGACGGCGCGCUGUGCUACGUGCCUGCUGCUGCUGCUGCGCGCCCCGGAGACCGUUUGCUGGCAGCAGAACACGCCCCGCUGCUGCCGGGCUGCUGCUUGCCGCUGCAGCAAGUCCCCCCGGGCUCUAUAGUCUUUGCUGUGGAGCUGCGGCCGGGCUGUGGGGCCCAGCUAGCCAGGGCCCCCGGGGCCUUCUGUACCCUUCUUUCCAAAGACUCUGCUGCUGCGCUGCUGCGGCUGCCCUCUGGGGAGUUGCGGCGCCUCCCGCUGCGCUGCUGGGCCACUAGGAGUGUUGGACAGCAGCAGAGAAAUUUAAUAAAAGAGAAGGGAAGGGCAUUGGAGACGCAAGAGACAAAAGAAGACAAAACCCUCAGGCAGCAGCAGCAGCAGCAGCAGCAGCAACAGCAGCAGCAACAGCAGCAGCAACAGCAGCAGCAACAGCGAGACAGCAGCAGGGCAGCAACUGGCAGCUCUGCUGCCUCUCUACGCCGUUCUGUCUUGCUGCGGCGCCGCCGAAGGCUCCUUCGUCCGCCGCAGCAGCAGCAGCAACAGCAGCAGCAACAGCAACAGCAGCAGCAGCAGCAACAGCAGCAGCAGCAGCAACAGCAGCAGCAGCAGCUGCUGCUGCCACACACAGCUCCAGGCCCUUCGCGCUAG
Molecule: messenger RNA, 1215 nt
Organism: Eimeria necatrix
Lineage: Eukaryota; Apicomplexa; Conoidasida; Eucoccidiorida; Eimeriidae
Product: 50S ribosomal protein L2, putative
Exons: 3
Coding region: 1-1215 (404 amino acids)
Biological process (GO): cytoplasmic translation
Cellular component (GO): ribosome
Molecular function (GO): RNA binding; structural constituent of ribosome
Source: RefSeq, a predicted model, not a curated record